AAAUGCAGUAGGAAGAAGAAGAAUAGAGAGAGAGAGAGAGAGAGAGAGAGAGAGAGAGAGAUGAAUUCAAAUUGGAUCAAAAGCAAAGCUGAAGCAGUAAUGGAAAAGAUUAAAAGAUGAUUCUUCUGCUGCUCCAAUGCCAUGACCUCCGAGGGAACAACAAGACAAAAAGCUGAAAUCUGCAAAUAUUAAAUCAUAUUAUAUCCAUUCAUUUCUUUCAUAAGAUAAACCUAAUAAUAUCUUUUUUCUUCUUUGGAUCCAUUUUUGUGGAUUGAAAGUUUUCUAUUUAUAAUUGGGUUGUAUCCUUUAAUUAUUUUCCUAAUUAAUCAUCGAGCCUCUAAUUAAUGGAGCCUCGUGUUGGUAAUAAGUUUCGUUUGGGCCGGAAAAUCGGUAGCGGCUCCUUUGGUGAGAUCUACCUCGGGACUAAUGUUCAGACUAAUGAAGAGGUUGGAGUUAAGCUGGAAAAUGUGAAGACAAAGCAUCCUCAACUAUUAUAUGAAUCAAAGUUGUAUAAAAUACUGCAAGGAGGAACUGGAAUUCCCAAUUUAAAAUGGUUUGGAGUCGAAGGAGAUUAUAAUGUCCUUGUGAUGGAUUUACUGGGACCUAGUCUUGAAGAUCUCUUCAAUUUCUGCAGUAGGAAACUGUCCUUAAAGACUGUUCUUAUGCUUGCAGACCAGAUGAUAAAUCGAGUUGAAUUUGUACACGCCAAAUCUUUUCUUCAUCGAGAUAUAAAACCAGACAACUUCUUGAUGGGAUUAGGAAGACGUGCAAAUCAGGUCUAUGUAAUUGAUUUUGGGCUGGCCAAGAAGUAUAGGGACUCCACCACUCAUCAGCAUAUUCCAUAUAGAUUUUUCUAUGAAAGGACAAAAAAGAUGAUUUCUUUUAGUUUGCAUCAACUCUAUAACACUAUGAUCCUUUCUUCCUCCUUCAGGGAUACUCCUGUAUUUCAAUUAGUUUGUCCCUUUUUGACUUGUGAGACUUAUUAACAGAAGAGUUCAAGAUAAGAGUUGUUUAAUAUCUGUAGGGAAUUAUUGUGACUAGAGUUUGACUUUUGUAUUGCAGAAGAACAAAGUAGAGGUUAAAGGUCUACUGAGAACAAUGAUAUAUUUAUCCGUUAAAACCUCUUUUGGCAUGCAAAAUGAAUCAAGAAAUUACUUUCAAAGAAAAUGGAUGGUAGAGAUCCCAAAGAGAAAAGAAAAACAAGUACUUAUGGUUUGAGGGAGUUGUACUUGUGAGUAAAGACUGAGGGAAUUUCAGUUUGUUUCUUUUCUUUUUUUAAGUCAUAAGAUACUAUCCUAGUCAAACACCAAGUGAGUCCAAAAUUACCAGCUACAUUGGGUCUCCUGGAUUUCUUGGUAUUGACACAAUGUAUCACUAGUAUAUCACAAAUUGGUAUCACAAUUUUGGUA
Messenger RNA from Nicotiana attenuata, 1409 nucleotides. RefSeq names its product casein kinase 1-like protein 1. The record is from RefSeq and is a predicted model, not a curated record. Gene Ontology annotation, molecular function: protein serine/threonine kinase activity; ATP binding. Bases 345 to 986 code for a protein of 213 amino acids. Gene Ontology annotation, biological process: endocytosis; signal transduction; peptidyl-serine phosphorylation. NCBI's taxonomy places the organism in Eukaryota, Viridiplantae, Streptophyta, Magnoliopsida, Solanales, Solanaceae. The transcript is spliced from 7 exons. Gene Ontology annotation, cellular component: cytoplasm; nucleus.